AUGCCGCGUGGAAGUCAAAGCUGGGCCCCUCAGAUGAGGGCUGCUCCCAGAAGAGCACCUGCAGCUCAGCCUCCAGCAGCAGUUGCAACAUCUGCAGUUGGCUCACCUGCCGCUGAGCCCCGGCAGCCCGGCCUGAUGGCCCACCUGGCUACCACUGCGGCCGGUGUGGCUGUGGCCUCUGCAGUGGGGCACACCCAGGGUCACGCCAUCACUGGGGGCUUCAGCAGAGGCUGUAAUGCUCAGCCUGCAAAGCCCGACAUCACUUACCAGGAGCCUCAGGGAGCCCAGCUGCAGAACCAGCAGUCUUUUGGACCUUGCUCUCUAGAGAUCAAGCAGUUUCUGGAGUGUGCUCAGAACCAGAGCGAUGCCAAGCUCUGUGAGGGCUUCAAAGAGGUGCUGCGGCAGCGCAGGGCUGCAAAUGGUUUCAUCUAA
This is a messenger RNA of Mus musculus (house mouse), 432 nucleotides long. RefSeq names its product predicted pseudogene 4995. The record is from RefSeq and is a predicted model, not a curated record. The transcript has a single exon. NCBI's taxonomy places the organism in Eukaryota, Metazoa, Chordata, Mammalia, Rodentia, Muridae. The coding region runs from base 1 to 432 and encodes 143 amino acids.